CGGACAUAAAGGCGGAGUGAGUCCUCUCUGGUUUCCCUCUCUCUCUCUGUCUCUGAUCAUCCAGACGGGCCAGACAAACUCAGACACAAGAGGGACAUCAUGGAUCCGAACACGACCAUCCUGCGAGUCAAGAGAAAAAGGGGCACCGACCCGGCAGAUGCGCUGUUGCUUGCGUGCAAACGUAUCCGUCCAGAGACGUCCCAGAGCCCAGGUGAAACGGUACCGGAGCCCAACGAAGCCGAGGUGGAAAACUCUGUCUUCAAACUCGUGGCGACUGUAGCGACACAGGAUGCUCCUGUUCAAACGCAGGUCCGACAGGCUUUGGCCCGACCUCGCAUGGCCCAUGCGCUGCGUCCGUCUGCUGCCAGUUCACAGCGGAUAAUUGGGGACCUGAGGAGCACAAAGUGGAGCACCCGUAGGGAGGAACGCUACAGAAUAGUCUCGAGUCACCGUACAGGGCUGUCGAGUCCGGCUGAGCAGCAAGCCUCCCCGACAGAUGUUCCUGAGGAUGCAGGGGAAACUGCGAAAGAGCAGGACAAAUGUUGGGCUCUCGGUGAAAUCCAGGUGGUUGACCUCCUGCAUGAGGAUGUAGAGGACAAAGACAAGUUUUCUGGCAAGACGCUGACCUCGGACCCAGAAGUGAUCCUGUGCAACAACACCAAGAUGCUGCGUGAGCAUCUGAGCAUAUCUGGAGAGCGAGCAGGGGAGGAGCACCGGGAGCAGGACACUGACUACGUCUAUGACCUUUACUACCAGGAGACAGUCACACCAGGGUGGAUCCAGGACAUCUUGUCUGUCAGGGUCUAUGCUGACGAGGGAGAACUGGUGCCCGACCUCGUGGUUCAUGAAGAGGAAGUAUAUGAGGAUGAGGAUGAUGAAAACGAGGAAGGCAACUGGAGGAAUGACUAUCCUGAUGAGGAGAGUGAUGGAGACAGUGACCGGGAGGAGCGCUAUGGAGGUUACUGGGAGGAGGAGCACUCGUACAGCCGAAGGAGCUGGCAGCAAUACCAGAGGGAAGUGCUGCAUGAGCUGGGCUGUCGUGGUGAGGAUGACGACGACGACGAUGAUGGAAACAAAUAUGAUUCUGAUUAAAUUAGCCCACACCUGUCAGUGGAUCUUCCCAAUGUCCUCUUCACAAACGACACCAUAUUCCUUGAUUUGAUCUGUGCAGGCGAGAGCAGAGGGAAAACAACCACUAGACUGGCACGUCAACAGAAACCAGCCUGAAAAGUGUACUGUAGCAAUUAUAUGUGUAGCAUACAGACAAACAUCCCGUCAACCAUUAACACCCUACAUGUUCAAAAAACUUCAUGUGCCAGUCUGUUAAAAAUAUCGGCAACUUAUGAUUCAGAAAAUUGGCAUUGUUAACACGAAAUCCACCACUCUGUCUCUCCUGCACAGGCGAUGGAGUAUGUGUUCUUUCUAGAAGGAUUCAGGGUGUUUUUUUUUUUGUUUUUUUUGGUUGUUUGUUUUUUUUUAACUGGUGGAGUGAACGUGUGUGUUUGUUUAAAGUGGAUGUGGGCGUGUGCGUGUUAGAAAUGUUGCAUAUUAGUGUUACAUGCCUGGUAUGCUUUGUGCUGUUAACACUUCUGUUAGUGAGACGUCUUGGGGCUGCGCGUGGUUGCAAUUUAGGCUGUUUGCAUUUUGUGCAUGGUAGUGUGUGUGUGUGUGUGUGUGUGUUAGGUAUAACUGUGCGCGUUUAAAAGAUUUCUUGCAUAAUGUGAAAGCGUGGUGCAUUAUUUUUUGUUGUGUGUGUGUGAGUUUGGUUCAGAGAUUCCCCCUUUUUUGAAGUUCUGAUUGUUUCUUGGAUGCUUGUUGAUUUAAACUUUUUGUAAAUAUGUAGAUGUGUAUAAAAAGAAAGCUUUCAAAAUAAACUCCAAACAUCCCAGUG
This is a messenger RNA of Larimichthys crocea (large yellow croaker), 1891 nucleotides long. It is a transcript of the gene slc7a6os, whose product is annotated as solute carrier family 7 member 6 opposite strand. The transcript has 5 exons. Bases 100 to 1092 code for a protein of 330 amino acids. Gene Ontology annotation, biological process: developmental process. The record is from RefSeq and is a predicted model, not a curated record. Lineage: Eukaryota; Metazoa; Chordata; Actinopteri; Sciaenidae.